AUUUGUGUACCUAAAUUCCCUACCUCUUAAAUGGGACAUAAUGAUAUAGAACAGAAUAUUUCAGUUGGAGGGGACCUACAAUGAUCAUCUGUCUCACACUGGACUUCUGUUCUGUCCACACCUCUGACAGUCAUCACUGAGACACUUUUUUUCCGAAAAAGAGGAAGGAAAACCCAUCAGCAGCUUUCCUGGGCUCUCGAUGACAAAGUGAGCGAAGAAAGGGACGUGUUCCUGAUUUACCCCCUGACUUGGAGAGAGCAGGUCUGUCCUCCCCGAGGGGGAGAAGCUGCAGCGCUGGGAAGGAUGGGAAUGCUGGUGAGAGCAGCCAUGCUUAUGAGUCCUCUUCUCCUCUGCAACGCUUUUCUGGACCUGACUGGCCCCAGUGAGAUCAAAGGCGUAUGGAAGGGAUCCACCACCUUGCCGUGUGCCUAUGUGCCUGUGAAGGACUUCGUACAGCAAACGCUCAUGUGGACUGUGGCACACGACCAGAGCUCUGGCACCAUCUUUCGGAGGGAUGGCUCUGGCGACCACGUUCUCCUGUCCGAGUACAGGGACAGGGUCAGUGUCCUGAAGGACGCCCCAGGGAACGUGUCUCUCCACAUCUUGAACCUGGAGGUCUCUGACAGGGGAACCUACACUUGCCAGGUCACCUGGAGAGCCAGCAACAAGAGCCUGAUAACAAAAGAGAUCACCACUAAAGUGGAGGUUGUUAAAGUUGCAGCGACCAAGCCCGUCAUCAGGGCCAGCGAGCCGGGGCUGACUUUCCCGGCAGGAGCCCGGACCAGCCUGACCUGUGUGGCCAGCGGGUCCCCCCCCAUCAGCUACCGCUGGUUCAGGGGCACCCCGGGAGGGAAAGCCCUGCUCCUGAGCAGCCAGGCCGAGCUGGCGUGGGACAGCCUGCGGCCCUCCGACACCGGGAAGUACUACUGUGAGGCCGAAAACAGGGUCGGGGCCGGGGCUGUGCAGCAGAGCGACGCCGUUGAGCUGACGGUGAGAGAUCUGCCCACAACAACAGUGGCCUCUCGGAGGGAUGUGGGAACCUCGGGGAGACACCACCCAACCACAGGUCGGGAGAAAAAACAAACGGAGCUGGUGUUCAGAGGCACCUCAGUAAUCUCUUGGACUCCAUGGGGCUCCACCACCAUUACAGACCUGCCCAUAACAGUAGUGACUUCUGAGAAUGGUGUGGGAUAUCCAGAAAAGAAUUAUACAACUCAGAAUUUCCAGAGGACUCACCUGCCCCUGUACGUGGUCAUCCUGAUUGCUGUGGUUUGCGGUGCUGUGAUUUUCCUUGUCAUCUUUCUUAUCAUUUGCAUUAGAAAGCCCAAAGAAGCUCAAGUCUAUGAAGUAAAAUUCCAUAACUCGAGAGCAGCAGCUUCUUCAAGGUGUGAAAGUACAGGUUAUUAUGAGGAACCCAUCUCUGCCACUGAAAACAACUAUGUGAUGGAGCCCGUGAAAAAGAAAAGAUCUGAAGAAAUAAAUAUGAAAGAGAAUGAAUAUAACUGUAUUGGAAACACCCAAGAGUCUGAAUAUGAAGUAGGGGACGCUGUAUGAGAACCAACAGUGCUCUACAGGUAGCGUUCCUGAAGAGUACCUUCAUCCAGGCAAAAUUUAUCUUCCUGUUCACCUUUGCCUCUGAAAAACAGGUUGGACAAGCAGUUUUUGCUCCUCCACUAUUUGUGGAGCCGCAACAAUCUCUGCAGUGAAAAUGCAAACCUCGUUAGGAACUUAAUUCAUAGACUGCUGUAUAGAUCUUCUGAUGUUGCUUUUCUUGGUUCCCUUUCCCCACCUCUGUAGAAGACAGCCCUUGGAAAGCUAGGGUAUGCAGACCCCAGGCCAACAGCACUGCACUAAACUUACUGCUUUAUAAGACCAAAAGGAUCUGCGUUCACAGCCUUCCUGUGGUGGGAGCAGAACCAGCACCAAGGGCGGCUCAACAUCCCCAUCAUCUGGGGGGAUGGCAUCAUCUGGCAUCAACAUCCCCAGAACAAGGCAGGCCUGGGAAUCCGCGUUUCUCCUCCCAUCCAUCUGAAGUGCUGCAUAGGUGGUAGAAUGUCCUUUUAAAUGUGAGACAGCCCUUAAAGAAACACUGAAAGACAGAUUAAAGCCAGGAUAAAACCAAGAACCUUACCACACUAGGAGCAGCAGUACAAAAAGAAGAAAUGUCCCGUGCACCCGUCGUGCUGCGCUCAAUAUGCCUUUCUGCAGCACUCGCAAUAAGGCGCAGACACACUUGCUAUAGUUGUGGCGCUGGACAGCUCGGGCGAUUCCGAUACUGCAACAAGGCACUUUCUUUCUGAGUUCACCUUCUCUAUUCUCUCUUUUAAUGCAUGCUUAAUAUUUGAAAGAAAUUAGAUACUUUUCCAUAAGGUUGUGGAUAGGAUUGUUUACACAUGCCUAAAUUAUUUUGCUAUGAAUAUUUUUGCACAACCGGCUCAUCUUUAAAAUGCCAGCAAGCACUCACAAUUACAGCUCCUCAGUAGGUACUCAUGAAGUACUUUCCUCCCGGCUUAGAAGGCCUGAAGGGUAAGUAGGGAGCUGAAAAGCUUUGUUACUCAUAAUUUCUACCACCCUGAGUAAAUCUAUAACAUGGAUAUCACAGAGUUAUGGAAGAAUCUUCUUAUAAUGAAUGACAGGGCAAUCCCAUGUCCGAUUAAAAGCCAUGCGGACAGAUGUAAAACAAAACGAGCGAUCUGAGGGGCCGGGGGGAUAUCGGUGACACAGAUACAGGAUUAGUGGGCCCCCAGAUUUGUUGCUCACACUCGGGAAAGAUCUGCAUCUGCACUUCUCUGCAAGCAUCAGCUCAAAAUUCACUGGUGUUCAAAGACAGUAUUAGGUGCUUUUAGGGAAGGCAUUACCAUGCAAUAGAAAACAGGAUUGUGAUACUGUAAAAACCCAUGGAGUACUUCCACCUUAUGUAUGCAUGUAGGUCUCUCAUCCUGACAGGGUUUAACAGAGCUAGAAAAGUUACUGAGAAUGAUAAUGAAGGAUGAUUAGUGGCAUGAAACCACUUCUGUGCAAAUGCAUUAUACCUUCUCAGCUUGGAAAAAAGAGAAGAAGGAGGCAAAAUGAGCAAAGUGUACUCGUCAUGACCAGUGUGGAGAAGAUGAAUAGGGGCUAUUUGUUUACAGUUUCUCCAAAGAGAAAAGGAAGCAGACAUUUAAAGGGAGAGGAUAAGUACUUCUUUUAUGCAAUACAGAAAUAAGUUUGGAAUGCAAUGCUACUCAUCCAGUGCUAUGACAACCCAAAGUACACAGAGGUCCAAUGAGAAAUUAGAGGAAUGAAUGAUCUAAAAGUUCAUCAAAAUUCACAAACCACCAGGCACACUUUACAGGUACUUAUCAGUGACCUUACACUUUCUCCCUGAAUCUCCUGUACCACAACUUUUAUUUCUCUUUGUUAAGAAUGCACUUAAAAUUAAGGGCUGGGAAACCUUGAUUUCAAAAUGGAAAGGGAACAAACAGCAGCUUUUGUUGGUGAUGACCUCUUGGAAAAAAUUGUCAACAUGUACAUGCAGCUUAUUGCAAAUGUGGAGAAGCAAAUGAAAAUCAUUAAACAUCAGG
Gymnogyps californianus (California condor) is the source of this 3563-nucleotide messenger RNA. Its product is annotated as V-set and immunoglobulin domain-containing protein 4-like. The transcript is spliced from 10 exons. Lineage: Eukaryota; Metazoa; Chordata; Aves; Accipitriformes; Cathartidae. Gene Ontology annotation, biological process: negative regulation of complement activation, alternative pathway; negative regulation of macrophage activation; negative regulation of T cell proliferation. Gene Ontology annotation, molecular function: complement component C3b binding. The coding region runs from base 304 to 1554 and encodes 416 amino acids. The record is from RefSeq and is a predicted model, not a curated record.